Molecule: messenger RNA, 1446 nt
Organism: Naegleria fowleri
Lineage: Eukaryota; Heterolobosea; Eutetramitea; Acrasida; Naegleriidae
Exons: 1
Coding region: 1-1446 (481 amino acids)
Source: RefSeq, a predicted model, not a curated record
AUGUAUGGUGUUGUUCAAUUCCGGAAUGACCGUUCAUCUCUUACUGGCCCAUUCCGUCAUAUUUUAUUAAAAACUACUACUACGAUCAUCACUGCUAACACCAAUACCGUUCAUUCCUCUCCAUUCUUCCAUCACCGAUGCAGCAAUAAUUUUGCAGUAAAACAACAACAAGGGUUUCAAGUUGCGAAUUUUCAUCAUCAUGGAUGUUUUGUUUGUGAGUUGAAUUCAUCAUCCAAAAUUUUGUUAGGAAGCAAUACAACAACGAAGCCUCUCAAAUUUAAAGCCUCAUCGGCAGACCCAAACUCCAAGAAUGCCGAGGCUGGUGGAGGCUCCGAAAACAAGAAGAAGACUAAUAAUCGUUUGCUUUUCAAUUUGACUCUCGGAUUUUCAUUGGCAAUGAUUGCACUGAUGCAAUACAUCAAAUAUCAUGAAGCGAUUGAUCCUGAUGCGAAUAAUGAUAAUUGGAAGCUUUUAACAUGUUCUUCUGAGGUUCAACAAUCGGAUGUUUCAACAGUUAAAUAUUCACUCUACACCACAAGAUAUCACUUUACGAUGCAUGAAUUUGUGGCCAUGUCUUCAAACUCAUACAUUACAAAAGUUGAGGACACAGAACGAGGUGAGAAUUUAAUCGUACUCUAUAAUCCAACCAAGCUUACGCAACAAACAAAGCAACAUAUUGAGAGCCUGUUCUCUACAAGUCUUAGAAAUACGUUUUUGAUCGUUCUUCCAAAUACUGAACACACUCUCUUCUUUGGUGAUUACUAUCAUGAUUAUUGUUACAAAGCAGAUGCUUUGAAUCAGAAAAAUACUCGAGUUUUAUUUCUGUGCCAAAAGGAUGCUAAGGACAUGUUUAUUGAGCUGGCGAGGAAGAAUAUUGUUUCAAGAAAAGAAACCUCAGUGACAACAGUUGUUAAUAUUGACCCUGAGUUGUUUAUGGAGUUUGGAAGAUUUUCUGCCGUCUCAAAGAAGGAGCAAGCAAGAGACAAGAGAAAAAAUAUUGUGGAUCUGGUUGCUAAACAUUUUACAAUUAUUCGGAUGAAAGGUAUUGACACAAGAGUUGAGGAAAGUUUGCUUUAUCACAAAGCUUCAAAGUUUCUAUGUGCUUGUGACCUAAUUAUGAACUUAGAAAUUCACACUCCUCAGAAUCCCAUUGUCAAACUUAAACAUGAACAAUUUGAGCCAUAUGUCUUGAAAUACUCUCGACAUUACCAGUUUGCUAAGGAAAUGGAUGCUCCCUAUAUCGACCAGAAUAUGUUACUUGAUAUUCCAACAAUUAGAGAGUGCCUCAAUCAGGCUGUCACUUUGCCAUGGAAUGGAGUAGGAAUGGCUCAUGGUUCAACCAUAAUGAUUGAGGACACACCUGAAGGAAGAAAGAGAGAAGAGGAAUUAAAACAAAAGUGGCUCUCUUCUUGGGAAUUAAAAUUCAGCGCUUCAAGUGAUCAGUAA